This is a messenger RNA of Sycon ciliatum, 1566 nucleotides long. RefSeq lists its product as uncharacterized. NCBI's taxonomy places the organism in Eukaryota, Metazoa, Porifera, Calcarea, Leucosolenida, Sycettidae. The coding region runs from base 299 to 1069 and encodes 256 amino acids. The record is from RefSeq and is a predicted model, not a curated record. The transcript has 2 exons.
AGGAAAACGAGGAAGAACAGUUAAGUGACAUUAUCUGCCGCAUCCGAACAUUUUUAUGUAUAUGGGCGUGUACCUCUGUGCACAAUGCGAGGUUAGUACUUAGGAGAAUCCCCCUAUGGUUAGUUCGAACGUGCUUAGCUGUCUCGACUAUCCAGCAUGGUACACGUAUAACCAUGCCAGUAUUUCAUAUCAAUCCCCACAACCUCAAAACGUCUAUUGUUACUCCACCGUUUUUACACCGUUUUCAGAAACCCUUGUUAGAGGAGUGCUUGCAGAACGUUGAGAAAGAACGAGCGCCAUGCGGCGUUUACUUGUAGUCCUUCUGCUCGACUGCUGCACCUCGCUAGCUGUCGCUGAGUUCGGAGCGAGCAACUUGAAAGGCCUUGUGACCAUCCGAUCGGAUAGCGACAGCGCAAGCUUCUCUGCUGACCAGAGUGAAGACAGUGACGACAGUGUGGAUAAUGAAGUUCAAAUGCCGAUGGAGCCUUGCUUUCUCACCCAAACGUGCCAGUUGAGUGGCAAUGCCUUUCGAGAUGGCCAACCAAUCGAAUUCGAGCUGAUUCAAAUGGCUUUCAAUGCACUACCUGAAACUAAUUUGCUCUUAAACAGUGCGAAUACAAUCCUGGAUCAGCAAGAUGCUGUGCUGAAUACGGGUGUUUUGGCCAGCGACGUUGAUUGCUUCAUGUCGCAGGAUAUGCAGUCACCGUUUGCCGCACUAGCCAAGAAAAGUCUCGGAUUCUCUGUCGUUCGGAGAAGUGGGUCUCUGUUCACCUACACCUACACAAAUCUACCGUCUUCGUUCGGAACACUCAGAGUGAUAAUCGGAUUUCCACCUCGUAUUGGAGGCGAUCAACCUAUCCUCAUCGAGUUCCUGUCGGUACAGGGUGAAUUCCGUCGAUUCUCUCUCCAUCAUAUUGGGCAGGUUUGCACACUGGAUGAGCCCCUGGUUUGUGGUGGAGCUGAGCCGACGGAUUUACCCUUUGGGCCACCCAGAUUACCACCUGCUCAGGCUCGUGAUCUAAAUGCUGUUACGACGGCUAUUCAGAAUGGUCUCUGCCCGACGACUUAGCCGUUUACAAUCAUCCUACAUUGGUCUGGCACAUCGGCUACACUAGCUGACUUUAACUUACAUAAUAACUGUAGUCACAGAUACGGGACAGAUACGGGACAGAUACGGGAUAGCUCCAGGCGUGACACAAACACACAAACAAACAAACAAAUACCAAAUUAAAGCUUAAAUAAUAAUUGAUUCCUGUCCUUCAGUUUCUGUAAGUGAGAACCGACGAAAAAACAAUCUAUUUACUCACAGAAAGGAUGUCAUCUUCUACCAGUGUUGCCUACUUUGCACUUCUAAGCUAUAUCUUUCGCUGUUGGCUUUCGUCUUUUCAAUUUCAUUUCCGCAACUUAAUAGUGGUAUUGACAUAUCCGCGGCAAGCCGCUUAUGUACAACGGCAUUGGAGAGGUUAUUAGGGAGGUUUCGCUCUGCGAAAUUACGUAUGAAAUGUUUUUUUUUUUAAAGGUUCCACGCCUCUUGUACGGGCAAAAUAAACUCAAGUGCAAGGUCAA